AUGUCCGCCCCCGCCCCCUCUUCCGGCAAAGGCAACGCCAUCAUCACCCUCCUCACCUCCCCCUCCUACCUCCCCGGCACCCUCGUCCUCUUACACGCACUACACAACCUCCAUCCCGCCCCACGCGACUUCAAGAUCGUCUGCCUCGUCACGCCCGAAACGGUCGAUGCCAAGACGAUAGGGGAGGUGAGGAAGGCGGGGUAUGAUCUGGUUAUCGGGGUGGAGGGCAUCGGAAGUGGGUUGGAGGGCGAGCAGGGGUUGGGGUUGAUGGGCCGCCCCGACCUCUCUCUAGCUCUAACAAAGCUACACCUCUUCCGCCUCUCCCCCCUCUUCUCCACAAUCCUCUACCUCGACGCCGACGUCCUCCCCCUCCGCCCCCUCUCGCACCUUUUCGAAUCGACAAACCCGCACGUCCUCUCCGCAUGCGCAGACACGGGCUGGCCCGACUGUUUCAACUCGGGCGUUAUGGUCAUCCGGCCCCGAGAGAGCGAUUUCGAGGGCAUGCGAGGAUUGAUGCAGGCUGCGAUUGAGGGUGAUGGAGCCGGGGGAUUGGGAGGGAAUGGAAGUUUCGACGGGGCGGAUCAGGGGCUGUUGAAUGAGUGGUUUAGCGAAGAAGGGGGUGGAGGGGAUUGGAAUCGAUUAUCCUUCACAUACAAUGUCACUCCGUCCGCAGCAUACCAGUACGCACCCGCGUACAAGCGGUACGGCCACAAAAUCUCGGCGGUGCACUUCAUCGGGCAGAACAAGCCGUGGAGUAACAUUCAGUAUCGGCCGGCAGGGAUUAGCAAUGUACAGGGUAAAGAGGCGUCGUUUGAUUACUCCUCUCUCCUGGACCGCUGGUAUGCAAUUUACGACGCACACGUCCGCCCCACCUCGGCCCACGCCCCCGCGGUCUCUUCCCGCUUCGUCGUCCCCGAAACCCUGGCGAUCUGGAACCAGUCCCUCCCCCUCUCUGCGCCCCAGCAGCCCGCGGACCGCAUGGACCUUUCCGCCCUCAAAGCAGCGACCGAGUUUGGUCUCGGCGGAAACACCUCCGGCGCAUACAUCUCCCUCCCCCUCGACGGGCGCGUGGACCUCAUCAUGCCCCGCCCUCAACCCCGGACGAAGAAGGUCUCAUUCGCCGACCAGUCCCAAGCGCCCGAAGCUACCGCGGCUUCACCGACGAUCCAUCAUUCCCCAGCGUCCGCCCCCUCCCCUCCCCCGCAACACCAGUCGGCGAGCUGGGACGCGACGCACGACUCUCCACCUCAGUCAGGGAUGCCCGAGAUGGCCAAUGCGCAGAUCGGGCAUUAUACCAACGCGUGGGACGCCCCGCCGACGCAGCAAGGGGAAUACUUCUCCAAGAAGGACAACGCGGAGAAGCGGGAGCCGCAGUACCCUACCUUACCGGCGAGCGUGGUGAAUGAUAGUUGGUAUAAGCAGUUUACGGAGGGACCGAAGCCUAAUGCCGGAGCGGUUGGGGCUGUGUUUCCCUGGGAGGGGAAGAAGGGCGGGCAGAAGAAGGCGGAAAGGGUAUUUCCUAGAGGAUCGACCCCACCUCCGACACAGCCUGCUCCGACUUCGGCGAGUGGGCAGGGACAGGGGCAGGGACAGGGACACAAGUCCAGGCCGAGCUUCACGGUCCAACUCCCUACUCCUCCCGGUACUUCAUCCCACCCCCAAUCCCUCUCGGAGGCGAUGGCAUCCUACCGUAACGCAUGGGACUCGGAUCCGUCCAUCGCGGCCUACAUCUCCCGAAUCACCCACACCUCGUCCAGCGCGGGCGGGAUCGUUUCGGGCUCCGGCACACCGCGCGAGUCGGAAGCUAUCGCCAGGGGACUGCAGAGCGUCCCGCCUACGCCCAAGGGCCGGUUCGCCGCUCCCGAAGAACGGGUUGAGACGCGCUCCAAUGGAAGUGGGGACGGGGACGAUGAAGGCGAGGACGAGAGCGGGGACGAGGGCCUCCCGAAAAAGAAGCGAAACGCCAACCCGAGGUAUAGGGAUAGACAGGCGCAGACGGAUAAGCAAGAGACGGCGGAUGUGGGGCAUCAGUGGGCUGGCGCGGGCGGAGCAGGGACUAGUCCGGAGACCAGGACGUCCCCGCUCCCGAAUCGGAACGAUCUUGGUGUUCCCGGAGGACAAGCACGCAAGAACUCCAACACGUCCACAUCGAGCGGGUCGGAAUCGACCGUUACUCCCCUCCCUGCUGCCAAACCCCGCCGGAUCCCCUUUCCUGUUUCUCAAUCGUCGACCGACCGGAUCCCGCAGCGCACCACAAAAGCCAGCCCGAUCACGUUCACGUCGACACUCCCGACUGGGCUCAGCCCUACCGGGGCGGCUGGCGGUGCCGGAGCAGGACACAAACAGCAAGCGAGCCGGACGUUCGAUCCUUCUACGGACGUCGAUACGAGGCGGAGAGAGACGCAAGAGGUGUUGACGAGGUUUAUGAGG
Molecule: messenger RNA, 2430 nt
Organism: Dioszegia hungarica
Lineage: Eukaryota; Fungi; Basidiomycota; Tremellomycetes; Tremellales; Bulleribasidiaceae
Product: nucleotide-diphospho-sugar transferase
Exons: 5
Cellular component (GO): cytoplasm
Molecular function (GO): glycosyltransferase activity
Source: RefSeq, a predicted model, not a curated record